GCAUGUCUGCCUACUACAGGAAUAAUGGAUAUGAGGAAGAUCCAGAUUACCCUGAUUAUUCAGGAUCUCAGAACCAUUCAUGGGGGCAUUUGAAAACUCAGGAUUAUACAGAUUCUCCAGAUACUCUGAACAACUCAGGCUACCCUAGCCCCAGGAGCAACCCAUACUCUGCAGACUACAGAACAAGCUUAGACUAUCCUGAGUCUCUAGCAGAACCAGAUUAUCCUGGAUCUCAGAAUAAUCCAGAAGAGUCUGGCACUAGAAGCAAUCCAUUCUUUGCUGGCUCCAGAAGUUCAGAUUAUCCCACAUCUCUGGCAGAGCCAGAUUAUGUUGGAUCUUGGAGCAAACCAUCCCAUCCAGGCUCAUCCAGAGAGCCAGACUACUCUGAAUCCCAACGAAAUUCUGACUUUGGAGGCUCCAGAAGCAGUGGAAACUAUGCAGGUUCCAGAACAAAUCCUGAUUAUCUUGACUAUUUGGGAGAACCAGACUACCCUGGAGCCCAGGGAAACACUAACCAUCCUGGCUCCAGAGCAAAUUCCAACCAUCCAGGCUCCAGAAGGAACCCAGAACAUGCUGGUUCCAGAAUCAUUCCAUACGUAGAUGUUCUGGGAGAGCCUGAUUAUCCAGGAGCUGAGAAUCAACCUAACUCUCCAGACUUUUUUUGGGAACCAGACUAUCCCAGAGCUGAGAACUCUCCAAACUUUUGGGGGAAACCUGAUUACCCAGUCGCUGAGGAUGGUCGUGAUUAUGGCUCUUCUGAGACUUCAGAAAUUACCAGAGAGGUGCUCAGCAGAACAUCUUCAUUCCAGCCCUCAUUGCGUCAUAGGGGUGAUGGCUCUUUGGGGAUCGUUGGGAGAGAGAAUGAAGAUUACCCUGAAAACAUUGCAAUGAAAUCCAUGAAUAUGGCCUCUGUGCCAGGGGCUUCUGGCAAUGGCUAUGUAAACCCUGCUUAUGUGGGUGAAAGUAGCCCCCACCUAGUUUAUGGAAACCCACCAUUGUCUGGAUGUGAGUGGCACAAAUCACCUGAAGGUCAAAAGUUAAUUGCAUCUCUGAUACCAAUGACAUCCAGAGACAGAAUUAAAGCCAUCAGGAAUCAGCCAAGAACCAUGGAAGAGAAAAGGAACCUUAGGAAAAUGCUUGACAAAGAGAAAAGUAAGCACUCCCAUCGUAUGCUUGAGCUCAACUGCUGUGCUCAGUGUCUAAGCUCCAUAUCACGGGCCUACCGGAGAUCGAAGAACAGCCUGUCAGAACUGCUCGAUUACAUCAGCCUAUGGCAGAAGACGCUCAAGGUCAUCGGAAGCAAGUUUGGAACCAGCGUCCUCUCCUAUUUUAACUUUCUGAGGUGGCUUUUGAAGUUCAACAUUUUCUUGUUCAUUGUGACCUUCAGCUUUAUCAUAAUCCCUCAGUUUACCGUGGCUGAGAAGAACACCCUCCAGUUCACCGGAUUGGAGCUUCUCACUGGGGCGGGUUAUUUUAGAGACACAGUGAUGUACUAUGGCUUUUACACCAAUUCUACGAUCAGGCAUGGGAAUGGCAGGGCAUCCUACGACAUGCAGCUGGCCUACAUCUUCACAAUCGGAGCAUGUUUGAUCAUCUGUUUUUUCAGUUUGCUAUUCAGCAUGGCCAGGUAUUUCCGAAACAACUUCAUUAACCCCCACAUUUACUCCAGAGGGAUCGCUAAACUUAUUUUCUGCUGGGACUUCACGGUAACUAAUGAAACAGCUGUCAAGUUGAGACAGAAGAAUCUUAGCACUGAAAUAAGGGAAAACUUGUCAGAAAUCCUUCAGGAGAAUGUCAAGUUAACGUUCAAUCAGCAGCUGAUCCGCUUGUCUGCCCACCUGGCAGCCUGGGUUGUGUCUACUGGAGUGGCUGUUGCCUGUUGUGUAGCUGUUUAUUACCUGGCUGAGAACAACUCAGAGUUCCUGAAGAACCACAAGGACCCUGGGGCGGUGCUGUUAUUGCCUUUCAUUGUGUCCUGCAUCAACCUGGCUGUGCCACGCCUCUAUUCCCUGUUCAGGCUGGUGGAGCGGUAUGAGAUGCCCCGGCACGAAGUCUAUACCCUCCUGAUCCGAAACAUCUUUCUGAAAAUAUCAAUCAUUGGAAUCCUUUGUUACUAUUGGCUCAACAUUGUGGCCCAGGCUGGUGAAGAGUGUUGGGAAACCCUCAUUGGCCAGGAAAUCUACCGACUUCUUCUGAUGGAUUUUGUGUUCUCUUUAGCUGAUUCCUUCCUGGGCGAGUUCCUGAGGAGACUCAUUGGGAUGCAGUUUAUAACAAGCCUUGGCUUACAGGAGUUUGACAUCGCCAGGAAUGUCCUGGAACUGAUCUAUGCACAAACUCUGGUGUGGAUUGGAACCUUCUUCUGUCUUCUGCUGCCCUUUAUCCAAAUGAUUACUCUUUUCAUCAUGUUUUACGUCAAAAAUAUCAGCCUGAUGAUGAAUUUCCAGCCUCCGAGCAAAGCCUGGCGAGCCUCACAGAUGAUGACAUUCUUCAUCUUCUUGCUGUUUUUCCCAUCCUUCACUGGGGUCCUGUGCACCCUGGCCAUCACCAUCUGGAGAUUGAAACCUUCAGCUGACUGUGGUCCCUUUCGAGGUCUACCCUUCUUCAUUCACUCCAUCUACGGCUGGAUUGACUCCCUGAGUAAAAGGCCCAGCUACCUAUGGGUUGUUUGGAUCUACCAGAACCUCAUUGGAAGUGUGCAUUUCUUUUUCAUCCUCACCCUCAUUGUGCUAAUCAUCACCUACCUCUACUGGCAGAUCACAGAAGGAAGGAAGAUUAUGAUCAGACUGCUCCAUGAACAGAUUAUUAAUGAGGGCAAAGAUAAAAUGUUCCUGAUAGAAAAGUUGACCAAACUGCAGGAUAUGGAGAAGAGAGCAAACACCAGCUCGUUCACACAGGAAAGGAGAGAUGUAGAGCAACCAGGAGCUUUGUAUGUCAGAGAACAUGAUGCUGCUUUUGACCUGCGAUUUAGGCGCUCAGUUCAAGAAGAGAAUCCAAAGGCGUGAUGUUUGUUGCGGCAGCCAGACACCAAUCGAAUGAAAAGAUAAAGAUGGAGCAGCUUCUUCCAUGACACCUGAACCUUUCUGAGCUUCCCAGGAGGGGGAAUUCAAGCCAUUAGCCAGAGUGGGAAGCUGACCACAAUGUAUAAACUGAAGAAGAUUUGGCCAUUGCCUGCUGGUUUUUUAUACCUGGAUUUUCCAAGAAAAAAUAUUUGGGUUUUUAAAAUAAAGACAAUUGUAACAUUUAAACUGGUUCACAGAAACCAGAAGAGAUAACCUGGGAAUUAUUUAUUGAGUCUUUAAGAGAUGUGCAUAUGAAUUAUUGGUCCUUAGAAAUCUCUCCUCCCAGACCCGGCAAAGAUUUGGAAACUGGUGUUCAAAUAGUCCAGCCUGAAUAAAACGGGGAUCCUUAGGGAUGUGAAACCUCUGAAUUGGGGAACCUGCUUUGUUCGUGACUUUGAACUGCAAAUAUCCCACCCCAUGUUCCCAACAGAGAAAUACAAGAGGUCUUGUUUAGAAACUUUAUUGCAUAUCACGUAUGAGUCUUUGGGGUUGAACUGGGAUGAGUGUGGGUGUGGACUGGGACUCUGCCCCUGUGAGGUUGAUACAUGAGUCACCAUCAAAGCCUUAUGCUGAAUCAAAGAUGAAACCAGUGGUGAUGCAUGAAGCAUGUAUGUAUAUAUAUGUGUGUGUGUGUGGAAUGAAUAUACACCUAUGUGUGUAUAUACACAUGUACACAUACCAUGCCUUUAAAAAUAUUUUACUUAUUUAAGUAAUCUCUACACCCAGCUUGGAGCUUGAAUUCACAACCCUGAAAUCAAGAGUGGCAUGCUCUUCCGACUGAACCAGGCGGGUGCCCCAACAUAUAGCAUUAUUGUGCAGAUUUGCUGAAUGAUUCACAAGGCAUGUGAUUGUACUUAGAACUGAAGCAUCUAGCAGAAAGGUGGAAUUGACCAAAUUAUUUAGGGGAGAAGUCUCCUCUUGAGUAAUCACUAUGAUGAAAUAUAGUUGGAACUGAAUUUUGAAAGCAUUUAACAUGCAUUUGAAACACAAGCAUCCAAUCAAUGCUCAGUCGACUCACAUUUUCAUUCACUUAUUUAUUCGUUAACUCAUUUCAUCAACUAAAUUUGUUAAUUUUUUUGGUAUCUUCUCUGCUAGUAGUUGCUAGAAGUGUUCAUUCAUUCAACAAAUAUGUGCCAAGUAGUUGUGAACAAAUCAGUGAACAAGUCAAGACAGAGUCUGUGUCCUCAUGUGCUUAUUAUCGACAGGAAAUUAAUAAUUAAAUUGUGAUAGGUGCUGUGAAGGAGAAGCCCAGGGGACUGCAGGAGACUUUUCAGUAGAGUCAAUGAAGGGAGCCCACUGAAUUGAUGUUUGAAGUGAUUUUCCCCCCCUUUGUGUCAUCUUAAAGCUGUCUUGUGCUUCUUUGGCUUCUACACUGAAAUAUGAACUCCCUCCGAAAGUAGAAUUUUUGCCUAUUGACCAUCUGGUAAGGGCUUAUAUCUGGAAUGCUUCUCCAUUUGCCUCCAUCGCUUGUGUCAACUUCUGCUUCUCUUGGAGGUGUAAACAAAGGGGAAAGAUCUAGUCUGUAGGUCUCACACGCAUUUGGAUGUGAGGAUGCUUUUAGAACUUGGGCUUGGGAUGCCUGGGUGGCUCAGCGGUUGAGCGUCUGCCUUCAGCUCAGGGCGUGAUCCCAGGAUCUGGGAUCAAGUCCCACAUUGGGCUCCUUUCAGGGAGCCUAUCUCUCCCUCUGCCUAUGUUUCUGCCUCUCUCUGUGUCUCAUGAAUAAAUAAAAAAUAUUAAAAAAAACAACAACAAUUUGGGCUUGAGGGGCACCUGGGUGGCUUAGUUAAAUGUCUGCCUUUGGCUUGGGUUGUGAUCCUAGGAUCCUGGGAUAGAGCCCUACAUCAGGCUCCCUGCUCAGUGAGGAGCCUGCUUCUCCCUUCCCUCUGCCCCGCUUCCCUUCUUGUUCUCUCCCUCUCUCGGAUAGAUGAUAGAUAAAUAGAUAGAUGAUAGAUAAAAUCUUUAGAGAAACAACAAAAAACUUGGGCUUGAGAUAGGGAAUGUAUUGGCUUGCUAGGACUGCCACAACCAAAUACUAUAGACAGGCUGGCUUAACACAAAAUUUUUCAGAUUUCUGGAGGCAGGGAAGUCCAUGCUCCUUGUCACUGUCCACAGUUUUGGUUUCCUUCUGAUGCCUCCUUGGCUUGCAGGUGGUUACCUUUACGCUGUGUCCUCAUAUACUCUUUCCU
This is a messenger RNA of Nyctereutes procyonoides (raccoon dog), 5245 nucleotides long. RefSeq names its product transmembrane channel like 5 (gene TMC5). Lineage: Eukaryota; Metazoa; Chordata; Mammalia; Carnivora; Canidae. Gene Ontology annotation, molecular function: mechanosensitive monoatomic ion channel activity. Bases 3 to 3002 code for a protein of 999 amino acids. The transcript has 20 exons. Gene Ontology annotation, cellular component: plasma membrane. The record is from RefSeq and is a predicted model, not a curated record.